Colletotrichum spaethianum is the source of this 2250-nucleotide messenger RNA. RefSeq lists its product as uncharacterized. Gene Ontology annotation, cellular component: cytoplasm. The coding region runs from base 1 to 2250 and encodes 749 amino acids. The transcript has 2 exons. NCBI's taxonomy places the organism in Eukaryota, Fungi, Ascomycota, Sordariomycetes, Glomerellales, Glomerellaceae. Gene Ontology annotation, molecular function: protein binding. The record is from RefSeq and is a predicted model, not a curated record.
AUGACUGCCGUCGCGAGCCCUCCCAGCUUCCAGCAGCUCAAUCGACCGGGAUGGAAUGUUAAUGGCGGACAAAGUCUGAAUUCGAUGAAUCCAGAAGACGUUAGAGGCAUGUUUGUGCCGCGGAAGACGCUGCAGCGGAGCAACUCAUCCUCGUCGGUCGCCUCCACUUCGUCAAACUCGUCAACUACCACGGUCGCUACGAAUGCCUCGCAACCAAAUGGCACCCCGGCUUCCACGAACUCCGACAUGAGUUCGUGGUCGAGCACUGCAUCGCGGAAGCGUCCACAGCCUAAAGGCCCCUGGCCGCCUGGCAAGUCAGAAGGCCAGGCCGAAUUCGGCAGGCCAGUUAUGCGGUCGCCGAUGAACGGAAUCAACGGCAACUCAUCGCUGCAGACCGUACCAGGGCAACCGCAGAUGAUGUCGCAACAAGGGCUUGCAGUAAGGCCUGUCGGUGAUCCGAUGCCCAAUGGCCAGCCUGUGCUCUACCUGUUAUCGCUCAAUGGCACGUUUGAGCGCAAGACAAUUUCAGUGCCAUUCUACCCCGAGAGCCUCCGUAUUGGUCGUCAGACCAACCAGAAAACGAUUCCAACUGCCACGAACGGCUACUUUGACAGCAAAGUCCUAUCCAGGCAGCACGCGGAGAUCUGGGCAGAUCGUAUGGGCAAGAUUUACAUUCGCGAUGUCAAGUCGUCCAACGGAACGUUCGUCAACGGCACGCGCCUUUCGCAAGAGAACCGCGAAUCCGAACCACACGAACUACAGACAGGAGAUCAUUUGGAGCUGGGAAUCGAUAUCGUGAGCGAGGACCAAAAGACCGUCGUCCACCACAAGGUUGCCGCCAAAGUUGAGCACGCUGGCUUCAUGAGCCCCUCUAGCAACGUCAUGGACAUGAACUUUGGCGAUUUGGAUCCGGCCAACGGCAGCAUGAUGAUGCCUGCGUCGGGGCCCUUGCCGUAUCGCGGCCGGGCGGGAAGCAACGCGUCGAUGGCCAGCAACGGCCGUAUGGUUGCUCCUCAGAACAUGGCUGGCAUGGCCCCCAACGGCGGAGCGGCUCGCGGAUUUUUGCUAACGCCCAUUACCACGGAACACAUCGUGAAGAGGCUACACAACGAGAUGCGAAGCGCACGACUGCAGUCUCAAGACCUGUCACGGACGGGCCACUUUAUCCAUGCCUUACUGAGCAAAGAAGAUGUCAAAGACCUUGAGAAACCCGAGGCACCCGAACCUCCUAAGCAGCUCCCUAAUGGCAACGCUUUGCCCUUCCGCACCGACGCGAAGACACGGUUUUCCGACCCGCCUGCCCCUCCGCCUCAACAACCCCUUCCAGAGAAGCCCGAUGUGCCUUCACUAAAACGAGGUACCACUGAGCGACCAAAGACUAACAGCACCCCGUCGCCUGUUGGACGCGACAACUUGCACCAGAUCAUUCAACUGACCGAGGCUUUGAACAACGCUAAGAAGGAGAUGGACACCCAGACUGCCCGCAUCAAGGACUUGGAAGACAUGUUACGCAAAGAGCGCGAAGCACGCGAGCUUGCCGAAGACAUGGCAAAAAUUCUCGAGGAUAGCGCCUUGAAGGAAACCAACGGCGGGCCUAAGGAGCAUGACACUGAAACCAUACUCGAAGAAGCUUUUGAGCCUCCCCGCGAGGCUCCGGAGACUCAUGACAUCGAAAUGACAGAUGCCGAACCGCUUGUCAAGCAGCCGGCACUGGAGAGCGCCGAAGAGAUUGCUGCUCGUUUUCAGGUCAAGAUUGACACCAUGAUGACGGAGAUGAGCGACCUCAAGCAGCAGAUGGAAGCUUGGAGGCAAAGAUGCGAGAAAGCUGAGACGGAACGCGACGCAGACCGCAAGACCUUGGCAGAGAUGGUUGCUCAGAUUCGAAGAGACGAGGAAGCGCGGCUGGCGGCAGCUGCGGCCGAGAAGACUCGGUCUCCGUCCCGAGGGCGACGCGGUCGCGGCGAUGGAUCCGUCGAGACGACUACCACCGUAGUACAGACCGACGGAUCUGGCGAGUCGACGCCAGCCCCUACGCAGGCUGAGUCCCCCGUGGACGAUCCUAACGAUAAGCCUACGCUGUCGCGGGCCAACACCAUCACGCCACUGACCAUACCACCGGGCAAGCUGGCGAAGGACCAAGCCAUGAUGGCCGGCGUCCCAUACGCCUCCAUGCUUGGAGUAGUGAUCAUAGGUAUGGGCCUGAUGGCAUAUAUCAAUGGCUGGCAACCCGAACCGACUCCUCGUCACUGA